Symbiodinium necroappetens is the source of this 2064-nucleotide messenger RNA. The record is from the annotation of a GenBank genome assembly. NCBI's taxonomy places the organism in Eukaryota, Dinophyceae, Suessiales, Symbiodiniaceae.
AUGGCUGCCCCUUCCCUGCAUGGCCUCGCCAUGAACCGAAUGCGUCCAUUCGCCGCCCUGUGCUCGCUGCUCCUCUGCAAGCUUCUUGCUCCGGUCCUUGCCCAGGCCCCGGAAGGCUCCUUGCUGGAGCACCGUGAAGAAGGGGAGGUGCGCCUUGCGGAAGUUCGCCGCUAUGUGCUGCGCGCCAGGAAGGCCCGGCUUGGCCUCUUUGUGCAGAUCGGUCAUCACGACUGGGCCUCGCAGAUCUCGCAGUGCCUUGAGGAGGUGCUGUCGGCGACCGACGAGCCAACUGGCGUGCAUCUCAACUUUGUCAACGGCACUGCCCCCUCCGAUGACGAGGUGGAGGAGCUGCUGGGCUACGUCCAGGGCAAGCACAGCAAGGCCAACAUCUUCGUCACCAACUCUGCAGGUGCCGCGGCCGACAUGCCUCAGUUCCUGAUGCAGUUGGAUUCCGCUACUCGCGGGGGUGUGGACUAUGACAUCCUCUUGAAGCUCCGUGUGUCACCGCGAGACGAUGUACAGCAACUUGCGUCCCAGGCGCUCUGCGGCACGCGCUUCCACGUGCGCUCAGUGCUGAAUGCUUUCGCUUCCCGACCUUCGCUGGACCUCAUCGCUCCUGCAGGUACCAUCGUGGACCGAAAGACCAGCAAAAAGCACCUGGCGCCCUCCGUCUUCAACAAGGUCUUGGGCAACCGGAGCUGGAGAGGUUUCAGCGAGGGCAGUGCAAAAGGAUUCCGCUCCCUGCUCCUGAUGAACACAGGGCAUGUGGGUCUGAACGAAGCGGAGGACCUGGCGACCUACGUCGCCGGUGGGAGCUUCUGGCUCCGGAGGGAAGCAGAGCCUUUGAAGACCGCCGUCGCUGCCAUUCCGCGGCUUGCGCCCUUGAUCCAGAAAAAGAACGACGAAGCUCAGGCCCUGGAGCUGGCACUGGAAGGCUUCGUGACGACGGCGCUGCGUCUGCGGGGCCGCAGCCUAGCUACGAUGCCCCCGGCCCCAAAGGUCAUCGCGAUGUACUAUCCACAGUUCCACCAAGUGCCUGAGCUGGAGAAGUUCUUCGGAGACGGCUACACGGACUGGAAGGCGCUGCAGGAUUUCAAAGGCGAGGGACUUCGGAAGCCUCUGAGCGAGGAGCGUGGAGGUCUGGGCUUCUAUGACCUGAUGAAGCGUCAGGUCAGGGGCCGCCAGGCCCAGCUAGCCAAGCAGCACGGAGUGCAUGGCUUCUCCUACUACCACUACUGGUUUGGUGGUGAGGGCGGCCAGAACAAGAGCGUGAUGUGGAAGGUCCCGUACCAGGUUCUCCAUGAUGGGCAGCCCAAUCUGCCUUACUUCUUCACCUGGGCCAACGAGCCUUGGACCCGAAAGUUCUCGGGCCAAGCCGGUGAGGAUGGCACGGGGACCCUCAUCCCGCAGACCUACGGCGACCGUGAGCACUGGGAAGAGCACUUUGAGCACCUGAUGCAGUACUUCAAGGAUCACCGCUACAUGAAGAUCGACAACAAGCCCGUCUUCGCCAUCCUCCGCCCCCAGCUUUUGGAGCAGAAGCUGGAGCCCAUGCUGAAGCUUUGGAGGAGCCUUGCGGUGGAGAAGGGCUUCUCCGGCCUCUACAUCCUCUCUUCCGUGGGCCGGCGCUUCUACGAGGAGCACAACUACAAGGCGGAGCUCUUGGAUGGAGCCUUUCAUCAUGCCCCAAGUUGCAGGGAUUUGUGCGGUGGUGUUGCUUCGGACCGCGACCUCUACCUGGUCAAGGAGCAGCACCAGUACUGGGGUGCUGCGACAGGCUUCGACGGCCGAGUGCAUGGCAACAGCGGUGCGCUGCACGUGACGCCGAAGACCUUCCAGCAAGCAUUGGUGGGGUCUUUCGCCAACAUGACCGCCAUGCCGCAGCGACAUGUCCCUGAGAAUCUCUUCUUCGUUGGCUCCUGGAACCAUUGGGCGGAGCAGCACACGCUCGAGCCGGACGACAAGUACGUUUUCGGCUACCUCCAGGCCUUGCGCAAUGCCCUUGAGCACGUGAAGCCCCGCGAACUGGAAGCCCGAGAGACAGCCACGCAAGAAACGGUGUGA